Messenger RNA from Glycine soja, 3195 nucleotides. RefSeq lists its product as uncharacterized. NCBI's taxonomy places the organism in Eukaryota, Viridiplantae, Streptophyta, Magnoliopsida, Fabales, Fabaceae. The coding region runs from base 384 to 3065 and encodes 893 amino acids. Gene Ontology annotation, molecular function: zinc ion binding. The transcript has 7 exons. The record is from RefSeq and is a predicted model, not a curated record.
UAUUUUGGGAAAAAAAUCACUAAACUAAACAAGAGAACUCUCGUUCAUCUUCUUCGUCUGACCCUCACCACUUCAUUUGAAAGGAAACCCCUACUCCCUCACUCACUCCGCGGCAGCCGCCCUCACCGCCGGCGCAACCAUCUGAAACCGGGGGCCCUGUGUCGCAGUGGUAGCACUGUCACAGUCGUUGAGAACGGGUCAUUGUGAAAGGCCUCCUCCACCUGAGCCCUGAGCUCUUCGUUAUAGCCAUUUUGCAAAGCAAACAUUCUUGUCCAAUAUUUCUCAGUUUCUUUGGAGAUUGGACCUCAUCAUAAUAAUGCUAAUUGCAAAAUCAAUUGAUAAUGGCUUUUAAACAGGAAAAUUUCAUUUAGUGUUCAUCUACAAUGGCCAGAUGGGAUGCAAUCCUAUCUCUUCCAGUACAAAAUCCUCCCACAUUGGAAAUUUCUUCUGCUGAGCUAGUGUGGUCAAAAGUGGAAGGUUGGCAUGAUAAAUUAGAUAGAGUAGCUCUAAUCCCAUAUGCUAGAGUUGAUGAUUUUGUGAGGGGUGAAUCAAAUAACAAAGAAUGUCCUACAAGAUUUCAUGUUGAAGCACGGCGUCGACGGUCUCCAUCAACACCUUUCAAGCAAAAGGUUGAUGGCAUACUAGAGUAUAUUUUGUAUUGGUGUUCCUUUGGUCCUGAUGACCAUAGAAAAGGUGGCAUUGUCCGACCAAGUCGUACCACAUAUGUUCCAAAGAAGAAAAAUGCAGGUAGACCAAAUACUAAGAGAGGUUGUAUUUGUCACUUUAUUGUGAAACGCCUCAUUGCUGAACCUUCAGUUGCCCUGAUCAUAUAUAAUGAUGAUAAGCAUGUGGAUAAAAAGGGUUUGCCAUGCCAUGGUCCACAGGACAAAAAGGCUGCUGGAACACGUGCUAUGUUUGCCCCAUAUAUCUCAGAAGAUCUCCGUCUACGGGUUUUGUCUCUUCUAUAUGUUGGAGUCUCUGUGGAAACUAUUAUGCAGAGACACAAUGAAUCAGUUGAGAGACAAGGUGGUCCAUGUAACCGUGAUGACCUUUUGACUCAUCGUUAUGUUCGACGACAAGAGAGGGCAAUUCGCCGUUCUACAUAUGAGCUAGAUGAUGAUGAUGCUGUUAGUAUCAGCAUGUGGGUAGAAAGCCACCAAAAUCUGGUUUUCUUCUAUGAAGAUUUCUCUGAUUCCAAUCCAUUUACUCUGGGCAUUCAAACUGAGUGGCAAUUGCAACAAAUGAUUAGAUUUGGAAACUCUGGUAUGCUUGCCUCAGAUUCAAGAUUUGGUACAAAUAAAUUACAGUACCCCAUUCAUAGUCUUCUAGUGUUCAACUUGGACAAGAAGGCCAUUCCAGUGGCUUGGAUAAUAGCACCAAAGUUUUCAAGUUUGGAUGCACAUCGAUGGAUGAGGGCUCUUUACAAUAGAGUUCACACCAAAGAUCCUACAUGGAAGUUGGCUGGCUUCAUAGUAGAUGAUCCAUCAUAUGAUGUUCUCGCAAUCAGGGACGUGUUUCAGUGUACAGUGAUGAUAAGUUUCUGGCGGAUUCGCCAUUUAUGGCAUAAAAACAUAGUAAAGUGUUUGGAAACUGAUAUGCAAAUAAAGAUAUCCAGACGGCUUGGAUGGAUAGUGGAUAAUAUUUGUCGCCAUCAAGGGAGCAUGUCACUCUUUGAAGAAUUCAUGGAAGACUUUAUUGAUGAAUCCAAAUUUAUGGACUAUUUCAAGGCCACAUGGCAUCCAAGAAUAGGAACAUGGAUCAAUGCACUUCAAACUCUUCCUCUUGCUAGCCAAGAGUCUUGUGCAGCAAUGGAAUUUUACCACAACCAACUGAAGAUCAGGUUGUUGAAUGAGAAAGACAUCUGUGUUUAUCAGCGCGCCGAUUGGUUGGUUGACAAGUUGGGUACAAAAGUCCAUUCUUAUUUCUGGCUUGAUGAGUACUCAGAAAAAGAUGAUUUUGCGCGAUACUGGAAAAAUGAAUGGAUGAGUGGUUUGACGUCAUGGCGCAAAGCACUGAAGAUUCCAGAUACUGAUGUCAUAAUGGAAGAUGGAUGUGCUAAGGUCACUGAUCAAGAUAAAGCUUUUGUUGUCUGGAAUACUGGUUCAAUGUUGAGCAUUUGUAAUUGUAGUUGGGCACAAGAUGGCAACCUUUGUGAGCAUAUUCUGAAAGUUCUUAGUAUCUGCCGAAAGAGGGGGUCCAUUUUACCAUCUGUCACUUUAUUUCAGUAUCACCAGGCACUAAAUAACAUGCUGCAUUGCCCUCCUUUUGAUUCCUUUAUUCGUGAUCACGCUGUGUCAUUGGCAGUUUCAGUUCAGAAGCAGUUAAAUACUCUACUCGAUAAAGAAAGUGACCAGACUGUCAUGGAUCCUAAUGAGAAACGGAUCAUUAUUGAUAUUCCACAGGAAUGGUUCAAGGUAGUCUCAACUAACCGGGAUCAGGACUUGGUUAGUAAGAAGCGUGUCAUCAAUGAUAUUUUAUCUGAGGAUGAUAAUGGCUGUGAGGAUAGAAAUAAUUCAAAUGAUGCCCCUGGAUGUGCAAGUGCAAUGAAUGAUAUCGCUGAUCAGGAGGUUGUGGAUCACGGCAUUGCAAGAAAUGGCAAACUGUUUGAGAGUGCUGGAGAGGACAGUUUGCCUGCUGACAUGGAUGUUGAUCCAUCAUCAACUUGUGUUAACCCUCCUGGGUUGGACCCUGUUGAUGAUACCGUUUCAGGUGAUGCAUUCCAAGAAAACAAAGAGAGGGGCUUGGCUACUAUAGGAAACGAGAUCUCCGCUUCUGAAAAUGGUGCUUUGCCUAAUGAUAAGAUUGAAGAAAAUAUUUCAGAUAAAGGUGGCAGAGAUUGUGCUAUGGAUGUGGAUACCCCUUCAUCAACAACAGAGGAUGUGAAGCAUUGUGAAAUACAUCAAAAUGGUGUCAAUGAGGUUCCCAGAGUCAUUUCUUGCACUAAAGAUGCUGAUAGCCACUUGAGCCCCCCGUCAACAGUUACACCUGCCCAGCCACUUGCACUUGAUACGGGUGAAAAUUCAGGUACCAUCAAGGAGGAUGUCUAUUUGGGAUCAAAUACCUGAAAUUAAAUCGUGAAUCAGUACACAGGACAAUUAGAGACCAAUGCCAUUAAAGAUAGAGUUUAAUUUUGAUAAACUCUUUGUAAAGAUUUUUCAUUGUUAAUUCAUUUGAAAAUCAUUAAUUAUUACAAAA